AUGGUCGUAUUUUGCUCUCUCCCUUCAGACGAUUUUAUGAGAGGAUCUUCGUUUGACGUAUUCGGCGGCAUGAUAUCUAUGAAUAGCGAACAGGAAGAUUGGAAGAUAUGGUCUCGCGAAAUCCUUUUUCGCGCUUUGACGAUUCGCAAUGAAGAGCGCAUAGCGCAAGGUGCCUCGCAUGGUCUGGGUCGGUAUGGACAACGUAUCCUGCGUAUGGACAGCCCUUCCCUUGAAGGUGUGAAACUGUCCUACCACGGUCAUCCAGCAAUGCAGCAGAAUGGGAAGUUCCCAUAUCCCGCCUCUUCUCUAUAUGUCACAAGAGAUGGAUUGAAGGAGCUAUUCGAAGCCGUCCUUGAGGGGCGAACCCCGUCGAGCUCGGAGGGUAUAGUGUGCGGCCCUGAUAAGCCAGAGAACGGUGAAAAAGAAGACAUUAAGAUCCGGGCAUCAAAACUGGAGUGCAAGGCUAUCCGUGAAGUUUGGAGUGACAAGGCAUAUGCCUACAAGAUCGUUGACUCUCCACGAAGCCCAGACGUCAGCGAUUUGGAUGAAUAUGUAAUUGUUGUUCGCACACGCAUCGAUCGGAAGACCCGGGAACCCACCGUGUAUGUUGAUAUCAAGUCAGUCGGGUUGCGUGAUAUCAUCAGGACCGUGCUACGAGAAGUCAGAACGGCCAGCCUGGAUGAAGAUAAGCCUGUGGUCGAGCGGAAUGUGCUGUACCACUUCCUUCCUGAGCUGGAAGCCUACCGGGAGUCCGUAACAGAUGAAGAAACAGCUACCCCCGAAUCACUGAAGCAUCUCGACCUGUUAAUUCUACACCUUCAGGAAGCAUACAAGUCUACUGCUGAGCGCCUUUGUUCCCUCCUCAGCCGCAGGAAGAUCACCUAUGACCUGCUCUGGGCCUUGUUCAGACCGAAUAUGCCGGUAUACACGACCUGCCGCGGCACCGGUAAGCCGAGGUGCGUCGCAUACAGCUUUGGAGGGGAAAAGACGACACCACAGGGGGAGGAGUAUUUUGAGCUCCAAAGCCGCUAUUUCGACUUUGACGGGAAAGUAUUCGGCGAGGCUGUUGAGGCUUUGGCCAUCAAUAAAUUCCAUGGAGUGAAACGAAUUGAGAACCUACCUGCCUUUCCUCUUGUAUACCACCCUGAAGAUAAUAUCAGGGAGCGUCUUAUCGCAUCCGGUCGAACGUUCGUUUCUAUGCUGGGUUCUCACUAUUGCCAAUACGACGGGACCGCUUUCUUUCAACAAAAGAACGACCUGAUCCGAGUUCCCGUCAACGGAAGGAUCAUGAUUGACGCCCCUUGUUUCCGCAACGUGAACCCCAACUAUCCAAGGCUGCAGACCAUGAAACCGGAGGUUUUUGAUCCGUGGAGCGGGGCGACCAAAAACAAAUCAGUUUCUCGAGUCAGGAGUAACGGGAUGAAUCCAACUGAGAUGGAGGAAGACAACUUACUCAUCUGCAGUCCCACCUUGCUUGGGUUUUCUCUUUUCAAUAAACUCUGGGCGGAGUUUGCUGUGGCCGAUAUCAGCGACAUUGAGUUCUCGCCGUUGCCCUUCGACUCGCUCGUCAUCGACGAGGAAAAGAAACAGGUCGCCAUCGCCCUUGCGGAAAGUCGUGUAGAUCGGACAGGGAGGCCUGCGCUCAAUGAUAUUAUCAUAGGGAAGGGCCUAGGUGUCAUCUUCCUGUUGCAUGGCCAUCCUGGUGUCGGAAAGACGCUGACCGCGGAAGCAAUCGCCGAACGUCAAGAACGGCCACUCUAUUCAAUUUCUGCGGGAGAGUUGAGCUCGGAAGCUGCGGUGUUGGAAGAACAGCUCACUCGAAUCUUUCGAAUCGCCAGCUUCUGGAAUGCGAUUCUCUUGCUUGAUGAAGUGGAUGUGUUUGUGCAGAAACACUGUCCUGUCCAGCUGGAGCGGAACCGCCUGGUGUCCAUAUUUCUCUCAGACGCCGAGAUCGACGAGGAUGAUCUGAACAUAUUUGCGGAAACCAAGCUCAAUGGCCGACAGAUCAAAAACAUGAUCAAGCUGGCACACAGUCUUGCUACAUGGGAUAGAAAGCCGCUCUCAGCAGGUCACAUUCGAACGGCUCUAAAGGCGAAUGGUUUGUCGCCCCCAAGGCAUUUGCCGCUGGCGGCCUGGGAAACUCGAGCCAGCUAUUUGAUAAUCCACAUGCCACCAGGGCGUGCCGCCCAUGAAGUCCACUUUCCUGAGUAA
Molecule: messenger RNA, 2211 nt
Organism: Histoplasma mississippiense
Lineage: Eukaryota; Fungi; Ascomycota; Eurotiomycetes; Onygenales; Ajellomycetaceae
Exons: 13
Coding region: 1-2211 (736 amino acids)
Molecular function (GO): ATP hydrolysis activity; ATP binding
Source: RefSeq, a predicted model, not a curated record